Messenger RNA from Perognathus longimembris pacificus (Pacific pocket mouse), 1549 nucleotides. It is a transcript of the gene Rbm7, whose product is annotated as RNA binding motif protein 7. Gene Ontology annotation, molecular function: single-stranded RNA binding. The coding region runs from base 116 to 907 and encodes 263 amino acids. Gene Ontology annotation, biological process: regulation of alternative mRNA splicing, via spliceosome. NCBI's taxonomy places the organism in Eukaryota, Metazoa, Chordata, Mammalia, Rodentia, Heteromyidae. The record is from RefSeq and is a predicted model, not a curated record. Gene Ontology annotation, cellular component: nucleus. The transcript has 5 exons.
GGACGGGGCCGGCGGACGGACCGCGCCGGUGUCGGAGCGUGCGCAGUCAGUGCGAGCGUGGGCCGCGACCUCCGGCCGAAGCGGGGAGGGGAGGGGGGGGCGGCGCGGCGCGGCGAUGGGGGCGGCGGCGGCGGAGGCGGAUCGCACUCUCUUCGUGGGUAACCUGGAGACCAAGGUCACCGAGGAGCUCCUCUUCGAGCUCUUCCACCAGGCUGGGCCAGUAAUAAAGGUGAAAAUUCCAAAAGAUAAGGAUGGUAAACCAAAGCAGUUUGCAUUUGUCAACUUCAAACAUGAAGUAUCUGUUCCUUAUGCAAUGAAUCUUCUUAAUGGAAUCAAACUUUUUGGGAGGCCCAUCAAAAUUCAGUUUAGAUCAGGAAGUAGUCAUGCCUCACAGGACACCUAUCCCCAACAUCAAGCUGUAAGCUCAAGCCCCACCUCCACGUCUCCUACCAGAUAUGAAAGGACUGUGGAUAAUAUGACUCCAUCAUCACAGAUAAUUCAGAGAUCAUUCUCAACUCCAGAAAAUUAUCAGAGACAAGCAGUGAUGAACAAUGUUCUGAGACAGAUGUCAUAUGGUGGGAAAUUUGGUUCUGUGCGUGUGGAUCCGUCUGGAUUUUCAUCAUCAGUUCCGUCACAUGGUCAUAACUUUAACCAGUCUUCCAGCUCCCCGUGGCGCCAUGAUACACCAUCAUCACAGCGCAAAGUCAGACAGAGUUCCCAUCCCUACCUAGCGGAUAGACACUAUAGCCACCAGCGUUACCCUGAUCAUGGGCCUGACUACCAUUACAGAGGAGCCAGAGAGGAUUUCUUCUAUGAAGACAGGAGUUCUGAUGGCUGGAGCCAUGACUACGAUAACAGAAGAGACAGAGACAGUAGGGAUGGGAAAUGGCACUUACCUCGACACUAGGAAGUGGUAUAAUGAGAUUGUCUUAUAGGGCCAUUUUAGGCCCUUGUGACUAAACAUUUUGUAAAACUGUACAGAGCAGCUUUACAAGUUGCACAUUUCUUAUAAAAAGUUUUUAAAACCUGUAACUGCAGUUUCAUACAGAAGUGAGAAGAACUGUGGUUCCAGUUUUCUUACAGUGUUAACCUUUCACCUCAGGGUUUUAGGAAGAGGAAAGGGUUUUAUAAAAAAAAAAGAAAAGAAAAAGUGCUCCAGUUCCUGAUAAUUUUAGACAAUUAGAAAGGAUGAAUUGUAUAGAUUGGUUGUAUUAUAAGGGGAAUAUUUUAAUUAUUUGUUACCUUUUUGUAUUGCAAGGAUUAUCUUGUUAAUCUCUGUGGAUGUAAUAGAAAGCAUUGAAGUUAGUAUUCUGAAAUAGCUCUCUGUAUUUUGUUAAUAAGGAAAUACAAGUUUUCAUUUUAUUAACACUUUAUUUGAGGAAGCAUAGUGAUUAUGUUUGGGGGGAAAAUUAGCCUUAGAAAUUUUAAGUACAAAUUUUGUGACAUGUUCUUUUGAGCUUUAACCCUGCUCUUGAACUCAGAAAUGUAAAGCUACUAUUCUAAAAUUUUAGGUUUUUUUUUUUUUUUUUUGCUGGUCCUGGGCUUGAAC